AACAAACCAAACCUACAUGUUAAGCCUACGUGUUUACGUUGCGAGAUGACGGAAGAAACCAAGUUCCCUUCAGUAAUAGAGUUAAAUGUCGGUGGAAGACAUUUUACAACUAGUCUCCUUACCUUGAUUAAAUCGGAAGGCACCAUGCUUGCAGCAAUGUUUAGUGGUAAUUAUGAUGUCAAAAAGGACAAAAACGGGCGAUACUUCAUUGAUGCCGAUGGUGAUACUUUUGUCCACGUGUUGAAUUAUCUAAGAUACGGUGAGCUUCCGCCUGCACAACACGUCCAUUCUGUCUAUCGUGAUGCUGUCUACUUUGGACUCAUUGGCUUGACAGAGGAAUUAGAACGCUAUCCUAGCAUGCUUUCAAAAAUCCAAAGAGAUGCAUAUAGAACUCAAUUCCCUGGCUAUCAAAAUGCUUUGGUGAAGAUUUUGGACACUGUGACAGAUUCCAACCAAAAGAUUAUUGAUACCACUUCAGAUAUUUUCAUUGUACUUUUUGCUAAAGUUAAGAAAAAUAAACUACCAAAUUUUGAUAAAAAUCAUGUAUGUGCUUACAAACCGAAAAACAAAGAAAACAAGCAUGCUGAUGUUUCUUUAGGACCCUGGGAUAUCCCAACACCAGAGAAAGAUGUUAUGAACUGUAUAACCUUUGACCUCAAAGAGCAAGGAUUUAUUGUGACCCAUGACAUGCUAGGACAGUGUAAUUACAUGUGUGAAAAAAUCCCAGGAACACCUGGACAACUCUUGGUAGAAAAUUGUUGUUAUUCAAUGUUUAAAAUUACAUUUCAUUGGUGGAAAAUGUGAUGUUUGUUUCCAUCUUAGGACAUGUGUUGUUUCCUUGCAUCAUUAGUUCCUUUGUUUAAUUACCCUUUUCACAUUGUUCCUGAAAUACAUUGAUGUGCAUUGUUUACAUUAGUGUAGUUUUACAUAUAUUGAAAAAUCAAUUCUCAAACUUCAUUAUUUUAAUAAUAAUGUGUAUUAAUUCUGAUUUUAUGAUUUCAUUUGACACAUAUUUAUACUUUUAAACUGGAUAUAAUUGAAAAUGAUAUAUUAGUUUACACACUUUUAACAAAAAUAAAUUUGACAAGUAAUGAAUUUAUGGUAAAUGUUCUAUAUAUGGAAUGUUGUUACUGCAUGAGCCAACAAGUAUGAGUGGAGGCCUUUUUAUGAUAUAGCUCAUGAAUACAAAAUUAUACAUAUAUUUGAGUUAGGUUUUACAUUGUUGUUAAAUUCUCAAAUAUUUUUAAAUUGUUAAAAUAUCUGUUUGGAAUUAUGCGCUGAAUAUAUAUUGUUAGUGAGUAAAUGAUUUAUUACGUUGAA
Messenger RNA from Ylistrum balloti, 1320 nucleotides. RefSeq names its product BTB/POZ domain-containing protein KCTD7-like. NCBI's taxonomy places the organism in Eukaryota, Metazoa, Mollusca, Bivalvia, Pectinida, Pectinidae. The record is from RefSeq and is a predicted model, not a curated record. The transcript is spliced from 2 exons. Gene Ontology annotation, molecular function: protein binding. Gene Ontology annotation, biological process: protein homooligomerization. The coding region runs from base 46 to 804 and encodes 252 amino acids.